CCAGCGCCUCCAAAGAUGUAAAGAAGGAUUCCUCUCGCUUUCGUUCGAUCGUUGUCGACCUCCUAAACAGUUGUGAACAUGCACGCUGUUAAUAAUUACAGCGGGAAGCUUUUCUUCACGAGCAAAGCGUUGGACGCAAGUGCGGAUUCGUUCCAAGUUUUUCUCGCUGCCCGACAGAGCUCAUGAAACCCUCUCCAGAGCGACGGGUUUAUGGACUCGCGUAUUAGCUAAUGAUGUCUAUGGGUUUCAUGCCUGACAGUCUGAAUGCCUCAGAUCCCUCCAAAUCGGCCUUUCUAGAAUUCGGCCACGGACAUCCGGCGCACCAGCAACUCUCCCCCGGACUCUCUCGCAUUUACCCCGUCCACGGCUUGCAUGCUGCCGGGCAUUCCCAGCACGAAAGUCCUUUUCCUGGCAGCGCGUCCUAUGGCCGCUCUCUGGGCUACGCGUACCCCAACGCGGUGAACACUCAUCCCCCGUCUGCUUACAUGUCGUACCAGCACAGCAAUCACAGCAACAGCAGCAGUCUGGCCCACAGCAGAUUAGAGCACACAGAUCGCGAGAAGUCCACGGCGAUUGAGAGCAGGGACAUUCGUCUAAAUGGCAAGGGGAAAAAAAUCCGGAAGCCUCGAACCAUCUACUCCAGUCUGCAGCUGCAGGCUCUGCACCAGCGCUUCCAGCAGACCCAGUACCUGGCCUUACCGGAGCGCGCCGACCUGGCGGCCAAACUGGGACUCACCCAGACUCAGGUGAAAAUCUGGUUUCAGAAUAAGCGCUCCAAGUACAAAAAGAUCAUAAAGCGAGGCAGCGGAUCAGAGGGAGAACAUCUCCACAGCACUAGCUCCAUCUCCCCCUGCUCACCCGGGAUGCCCCAGCUUUGGGAGGUCUCCUUGGCGAACAAAGGAGCCCAAAUGCACCCAAACAAUUACAUGAACAGUUUUGGCCACUGGUAUCCAAACCACCACCAUCCCCACCAGGACGCGAUGCCCAGUCCUCAGAUGAUGUGAGUGGAUUGUUAUGGUGACGUGCGGGUCAUGCGCUGGUCCCAAAUGAAGCGCACUUCACCCUGAACUUGCUGGUUUCUCUCAAGGCCUCCUGUCAGAACUGAAUUGUGUUUAAAUGUGUGUGUUUAAGAGAUCUUGUUUAUAUUCUUUGUGUGCAUUUUGAAUUCAGUUUUCACAGCAAAAUUCGACAAGGCACCAAAUGUAUUUUUUUAGAUUUGUUUUAUUGUCACUGCAACUUCUGGUGCAGGGCCUCAACUCUCUGCAAUGUAUGUGCAGUUUACCAAGAGACUGUGGAUAAAAGGCAUUUUAAAGAAUAUAGAUUGUGUGCAUGUACAUGUACGUUAUUAGGAAACUAGUUUCUGUUGCAUGGUCCAACAAAUGCUGUGAGCAUUAUGCUAAUAAAUGC
This is a messenger RNA of Anarrhichthys ocellatus (wolf-eel), 1407 nucleotides long. It is a transcript of the gene dlx4b, whose product is annotated as distal-less homeobox 4b. The coding region runs from base 231 to 1004 and encodes 257 amino acids. The transcript has 3 exons. Lineage: Eukaryota; Metazoa; Chordata; Actinopteri; Perciformes; Anarhichadidae. The record is from RefSeq and is a predicted model, not a curated record. Gene Ontology annotation, biological process: embryo development; regulation of transcription by RNA polymerase II; cell differentiation. Gene Ontology annotation, molecular function: DNA-binding transcription factor activity, RNA polymerase II-specific; RNA polymerase II cis-regulatory region sequence-specific DNA binding.